This is a messenger RNA of Camellia sinensis, 638 nucleotides long. Lineage: Eukaryota; Viridiplantae; Streptophyta; Magnoliopsida; Ericales; Theaceae. The record is from RefSeq and is a predicted model, not a curated record.
UGGGUUUUGUAUGGGCUGUUGUUCUUGUUGUUUGUUGGGGACUUCGCUGAAGAAUUGGCUGCUUCGCCUCCAUUUCCUCCUUCGACAAUCACUCCCCUUGUCGUCUCCCCAAAGCCGAUCCCGAACUCAUUCUCAAUCUCUCUCUCCGAGUCGCCGCCAAAGAACUCACCGAUCUCAACUCGCUCCCCAAAACCCUCAUCUCCAAAUCCAACGAGGCUCGAUCUGUCUCCGCCGUGAAGGACUGUGUGAGUCUGUGCGAUGAUGCGCAGAGUCAACUCAAUAAAUCGGUCGAGUUGAUGGAUGUGGGUCCCGGAGAGAAGGUGUUGACGGAGGCGAAGAGCGGAGAUAUGAAGACGUGGGUGAGUGCGGCGGUGCCAGCGGCGCCAGAUCUUGGGCGGAGCGAACAUGCGGCCGCCGCGGCACAGGUUUCCGAAAGCACCUGGGCCGGCGUGGUGAGUGCCGCCGCUGGGAACAUGGGAGAUCGGGAGGUACUGAGAUGGGUCGGGUUCGGAGGUGGUUGGGUCGGAGAUGUUCGGAGGUGGUUGGAUCCAAAGUACAAGCAGGUAUUGAAGAAGUUUCCGGUGGUGGUGAUGGUGGCGAUAAUGGCGGGAGGGAGUCAAGGGUGCCGGAAGAGGAGG